AUGUCGGAGAAGGAUAAAGCGAAAGGGAAUACCCAAACAAAACACAUUCCAAAAGAUGCCCAUGUAAUAAUGUCUAUUAUGAAAGAAGUGGGCAUCACGGACUAUGAACCCCGUGUUGUAAACCAGUUGCUAGAAUUUACCUAUAGAUACGUUACAUCUGUGUUAGAUGACGCUCGAGUAUUCGCGAAUCACGCGAGGAAGAAAACAAUAGACCUCGAUGAUGUCAGGUUAGCGGUGCAGAUGCAGUUAGAUAAAUCAUUUACAAGCCCUCCACCAAGGGAAGUCCUACUAGAAUUGGCUAGAGUAAAAAAUGUGAAUCCACUUCCUUUGAUUAAACCACACUGUGGGCUAAGAUUACCACCUGAUCGUUACUGUCUCUCAGCAUGUAACUAUCGCUUGAAAUCUGUUCAAUCAAAGAAAGCGACAUCAAAACCAGUUGUCUCUGCUCCAAUCAAGACAAUCACAUCAUCAAAGUCAAGCAGUCAAAAUGUUGUUAUGAAGAGAUCUCAAGGACCUAUUAAUGUUAGUUCUAAAGGAAAUGUGGCCCCUAAGCCAGUUCUAAAAUUCACUUCUGGAAGUAAGGUUGUUGCAAAACCAGCAGUGCGGGUGACAUCAGGCCCUCCACAACAAAAUCCAGUUAAAAUGGAGAUAGAUGAAGUCUCCCACAAAAGGAAAAGGGAUGAUGAUGACUAUGACAUGUAA
Pieris macdunnoughi is the source of this 702-nucleotide messenger RNA. The record is from the annotation of a GenBank genome assembly. Lineage: Eukaryota; Metazoa; Arthropoda; Insecta; Lepidoptera; Pieridae.